CCCCCCUAACAGCCAUUACAAGCGACCAUCCACAAAACCCUUCCUUCCUUCCUUCCUUCCUUCCUCGCCUUUCCCCCCCCCUUUCAUUGCCAUAAAGCAUAUACCAUCAUGGGUCUGUUGGACGGCUUGCAGCAGUCGGUGCAGGAGCUCGCCCAGCGGCAUCCUUGGCUUGGUGCCGUGCUUGCGUCGAAGGCGUAUCGCCGUGCGCUUGCCCUCUCCGCCGCCGCGCUCGUGAUGCUCGUUGGUCUGUACAUUCUCCUUGCGUGGAGUGGCGCCGUGGUCACCGUCCUCGUCGUCGGCGUCGCGCUCGCUGCGAUGGCUCUCGUUCUCCGUCAGCAGCCUCAGUCGGUGCGCAGAAUGCUCAAGCGAUGGCGGGAAUCGUCAAGCUCAACACUGCCGUCAACAACCAACGCUGCCGAUCUGAUGCAGCACCGCUUCCAAACAAGCCCACAGGGAACAAGCUCUGCUGGCUUUGUUGCAGGAGGUCUUGAGGCCGUCGCUGUUGGUACUUUCGGCCAGCUGCAACAGCAGCAGCAGCAGCGUCAGUUUGCUCCCGCGUUCGCGCAGGGACCGUUCUCCACCCCAAGUCAUCCCGGAUCGUCGGCUGCAGUGGCAUCGGCGCCGUGGAUGGUGCAGUCUGGCCCGGGGAUGCACGCCUCGCCUGCUCCCAACCAGGGCGCAUCGCCGUAUCUCUUUGCUGCUCCCGCUGCUCCCCAAACCCCGCAAUCGGGCUUGUCUUUGCACCAGCCACAAUACUCGCCGCUUGGAACACCCAUUUAUGCUGGCCAGCAGCAACCGCCAUUUGGGCCCACGCAAAGUUCGCCCUACCAGCACUUGCCGCCGCAACAGUUUCAGCAGCCACUCCAACAACCGCAGCAGUUUCAGCAGCAGCAGCAGCAGCAGCAGCAACAACCUCAACAACAACAACUACCACAGCAAUACAAUCAACCUCUGCUUGCUCAACCUUCGCAAACGCCGAUAUCUACCGCACACCAGGCGGCCGCUUCUAGCUGGCAGAACGAACAGGAUGGCUUUGAGCCCGUUCGCCGCUCACCAAAAGCCCCUGCCGCUUCGAAUUCUGCUGCCGCUUCGAGCUCUGGUGCUGACACGCCAUCAUUCGCGCCCCUCGCACCGUCGACCCAAUCGCCCACUCCGGCUGUUGCACCAAAGACCGCAGCUACAACAAAGGCACCAACCGCAAAGCCAGCGACCGCGAGCGCACCUCAUGCUCAUGCCCCGGUUGCUGGUGCCUCGACCCGUGUGCCUGGCUCAGCCAAAGCAGCUCAGCCUGCUGCCUCCGUCGCCGCUGCUCCUGCCGCUGCUGCGCCAGCGCGAACCACUGCAACGUCCUCAACAGCGACACAGGCGACGACUCGCGUUGCAUCACCGUCCGCAACACCUGCGACCAAAGGCUCGUCAAGCACGCCUGCAGCGGUGUCCAGCACUUCCUCUGCCUCUCCAGCGGCACGAACGGCUACAGCCAACGCGCGUACUGCUGCCUCAUCUCGAUCCACCACGGUCGCCGGACAGGCGGCACCAAAAUCAACCCCUGCCUCUCCUCUGACAACCAGCAACAAGGCUGGUGCUUCCACAGCUCGGCCUCACGCCGGAUCACCGAACACCGCUACUGCUCCGAAUUCGAAAUUGGCCCCAACUCCGACCACGCCAGCCGGAGCAACGCCUUCUCCUGCUCGCGCGCGCACUACCUCCAGCGCAACCGGUGCGGCUCCGGCCAUCUCUGCUGCCACGCCCUCGCCUUCAAAGCUUCCGGCCCAAAACCUGGUCAAGCGACUCGGCGGGCCUCGCGCAGUGGAGCAGGCCAAGGAAGAGGAAUGGAGCGACGUCGAAGUGUCCUCGCUCGGGAAGAAAUCCGCUGUGACGUCCCGUGCACCAGUUUUACAAACGCGCGGCGCUGGCGCUGGACGUAACGUCGGCUCAGUCGUCCCCACGGUCACACGGCUUGGCGAUCCGGCCAAAUCCGGCGUCGUGCAACCCACCGAUGCGCACGAGUGGGACGAACUCGAGAUUCCCUCGGCAGGCUUCAAGCUGUCUGCGUCCGUCCGCGCCUCCGACUCGGCCAUUGGCGACUCGCAAACGGACGAGUCCGAGGACUCGGACUGGACACUGUCCGCCUCCAUGCAAACCAACGCCCGUCGUCGCUCCAGUCCUCCAGCUGCUUCUUCUGCAAAGCAGGACAAUGACGACGAAGAAGUCGAUUGGGGUGACGACGAGCCUGUCCCCGCGCGUCCACGAGCUGGCUCGCUGCGCAAUGCAGCUCCGGUUGCAGAACCCAUCACCCCAGUCUCCAGCAACAACAAGGCCGCGCUUGCUGCCUCGCUGGACAAGUGGCGCGACUCGGAAGAAGAGGACGAUUUUGGCUUUUCCAGCGACCGAUUGCAGCAGGUCCAGGACACACGUGCUGCGGCGCAAGCGGCGGAGGAGGAAGAAGACAUGUCUGCGUUCGACUCGGAAGAUGACGAACCAGCGCCGCGCAAACCCUUGCUUCUUGUCAACAGCCCGCGGCCGUCAUCUGCGGCUCUGCCAGCCUCCGUGCCCGGCAUGACUGGCGCGGUGAUCAACUUUGCCGAGCAGCGCCGGCUCAAGCAACAGGCCAGUGCGCUGUCGUCGCCCACACCCCUGACUCCCACCACCAUCCCUAAACCAGCAACAGCACCCGCGGCUCUUUCGACCCCGCACAAGGCGGGUGCUACCCCCUUGAAAUCAGCGCUGCGGUCUGCUUCGCCCGCGCUCCUGACUAGCCCAGCUGUUGUUCGCAAUGGCGCUCCAAGUACCAGCGCCAACGGCAGCUCCCACGCCAGUGCCAACGCCGUGACGGCCCAGUUGAUGAUUCACAAGCUCACGGCCAAGCCCGCACCUCGGCAGGAAGACGACGAUAUUGAGGAUGGCUUUGACCUGCCUGCCAACCGGCGAUUCCUCUCGCUGGCGGCAUUGACGGCCCAUGACAACGAACAGCUUGGCUCUGCCAACUCCCAGCGGGGCAACGCAAGUCUCAUUAGCGACGACAACGAGACGUGGAGCGACUUGGAUACAGACCCCGAGCUCGAGGCUAAAAUGUCCAUGUCCUCCGUGUCACGCACCUCAACGGCAUUUAGCCAGAGCGAAGAGGAGGAGUUUGAUGAUCUCCAGCUGCCGACGAAUGGUCAUCUUCAGCUUCGCCGAGGCAAUGACGCGAAUGACGCCGACGACGAGAACGACUUUGACAGUGACGGUCGUUCGCAUCCGACGCACGAUCCUUCAUCCAAGAACUGGGACGAUGUCGAGCUGCCUGAAGGCGGCUUGUCUGCAUCUCUAUUGCGACAGCGCGCCAUACGCGGAGAGCUGCCUUCCGCUGCGCGAGCAGUGUCACACGUUUCUCCCGCUGUUUCCAUUCCCCUCCAAAAUGUCGCAGAAGUAUCCUUGCCGCCAGAGCUCGAGCGUUUGCGCCAAAAGCACAUCGAACAGGCGGGGGAUGAGCUGCUACUAAACGAGGAGGCGGAAAAUGGUCACGGGCUGGGCGACGCCAACGGCUUUGGCCGCAUUCAGCUCUCUCGAAAGCGCACCAGUACCGCCAACGAAGCAGAGUUGCUCAUGCUCGAUGAUUUGCCGGUGGACGUAGAGCAGGAGCGGAAGGCGUUGGCGGCGAGUUUGCCCAUGCACGAGCACCUUGAUUCGCAGCGCUUGCCCUCCACACCGGGUGCACGUGCACUGUCGAAAGCCAACACACCCAUCCGGCCUGCCGUGGCCUCUGCCAUUCGCAGCAACCUGACCACCCCGACGGCUGGCACGACGCGAAAGGACUUUGCGUCGCCCGUGCGCAACCACGCCAAGCCCAAGCAAUCACCCACCUUGAUUAGCGAUCGCACCAACCGAUGGAAUACGCGUCGCAAUGUCAGCGGCAUGGAGUUUGACCCUGUCAACCUGCGUUGGGUGGGCAACGAUGACGACGAGUCGGUCAAAAAGUUUGAUCGUGCCGCUCCCACGCUCAUUUCCAACUGCGGCCAGCGUGUUCCCCGUGUUGUCGGUCAAAUGGUCUUUGAUCCCAUCAAAAUGUGCUGGACUGGCAACGACGAUGUCAUGGAUGCGUUUGCUGGCAUGGACGAUUUGACCGAAGACUCGACAUUGUGCGAAUCGGAUUGCUUCCUCGUCACGCCCGAGCUGGUGUCGUCGUUUGCGAGCAGCGCCCGCGAGCACCAGCACUCUCUCGGUGGCUGGCCUGGCAGUCACAUUGCCUCUGCCGGCGCGCAACCACGGGGAUUGACUUUGUCAACGCCCGCACCUCGCGAUUUUGAGGCCUUGUACGCCAUCCGCCGUUAACGAUUCUUUUCUGGUUGCCCUUUUGUUUUUUUCCUUCAUUUGGAGUUGUACCAUCUCUUGUUGAACCUGCUUUGUUUCCUUGUACUGUAUACUAUCAAUCCAAGUUUAUAUUCCCCA
Molecule: messenger RNA, 4431 nt
Organism: Capsaspora owczarzaki ATCC 30864
Lineage: Eukaryota; Filasterea; Ministeriida; Capsasporidae
Exons: 4
Coding region: 109-4314 (1401 amino acids)
Biological process (GO): regulation of Ras protein signal transduction; mitotic spindle orientation checkpoint signaling
Cellular component (GO): mitotic spindle pole body; SIN/MEN two-component GAP complex
Molecular function (GO): GTPase activator activity
Source: RefSeq, a predicted model, not a curated record